Geodia barretti is the source of this 2802-nucleotide messenger RNA. The record is from the annotation of a GenBank genome assembly. Lineage: Eukaryota; Metazoa; Porifera; Demospongiae; Tetractinellida; Geodiidae.
GACAUGCCGGACAUGCCGGACAUGCGCAGUCUGUUAAAAUUUCGCACUGAUAAAAUUCGCUCCCUUGAACCUCACCUGCAGAACGUACACGAGAAAAUGUGGGGGAAAUUGUUGCUAGUGUCACUGCUCUCUCUUCUCUCAUCCAACGCCGCGUCACCUGGUCUAGUAGAUGUGAUCUAUCCUCCAGUGGAAAACGGACCAGACGCGCGGACACCGCUCUAUUUCUCGCUAAUCCAGUCGUUUAGCGGCCAGUACAUCAGUGUGUACUCUCUUCCUGGACUACAUAUGGCCCUGGACUUUAUCAACCAAGACAAUACUCUACUUCCUGGAUAUAGCCUCCACUACGUCUUCACAGACGCCGCGUGUGAUAGGAAAGAGGCGCUGAAUGCAUUCCACCAUCAGGUUUUCGAUAAAGUCAUCACUAAUAAACUCGGGGUCAUUGGCUCGGGUUGCUCGGUUUCCACUGAGCCAACUGCUGCCAUCUCUCAUUACUACAACCUUGUCCAGGUGUCUUGUAUAGCAUCGUCUCCGGCAUUCAGGAACAGAGUCCUGUUCCCUCGCUACUUCCAGAUCCUCCCGACAGACGCCAGCCAGGCCAACGCCUUCUACGCCAUGAUCAGACACUACAACUGGAGGAGAGUGGCUCUUAUUGUCCAGGACGAAAAUCUCUUCACAGCGGCAAUAGAUGAGUUGAAGGAAGACUUGUUCAAGGAUGGAGUGGAGUAUACCGAGGAAACACUCGUCAUUGUCGAGGAUGACAUCAUUGAAGGUCUCUCUAGAGAUACUUUUGAUGAUGGUUCUCGGAUAUUUAUUGUGGCAGGAUACGCACCAGUUGGUAGACAGAUUAUGUGUGAGGCGUACAAGAACAACUUACUCUACCCUCGCUACCUGUUUUUCACCAUCUCCUGGUACAGUGAGGGAUGGUGGAGGGACGGUGUGGAACAGUAUGGCUGCACACAGGAGCAGAUGGAACAAGUGCUGGAGCACACACUGACCAUAGUAUUCCUACCCUCUGCACGCUACCUGGACCCCUCUCUCACCACAGACACAAAAACCAACCUGACAAUAGGAGAGUAUCUGCGACGAGAAAGCGAGGAAUAUGUCAACAGAGCACCUCUCAACAUCUCUAAAGUGGACGAUUUGUCUUCAGACUGCUAUGAUGGCAUGUAUGCAUUUACCUAUGCUCUCAACAGCACCAUAAAUGAUUUGAACACAAACAUGACACUCAACGACAUGGCUAACAACUAUGUGGAUAAUGUGACAGGUCCAUUUAGGAUUGAGAGUUUCUCCUAUGAGAACAGCGUCGUGAUGGAAACCAUGUUCAAAAAUCUAGAGAGAACCAACUUUCGUGGUGUGUCUGGUGAUGUCCACUUUGACUCCAAUGGAAUACGUGCUGUUACACAGUUUAUAGUCUUGCAGUACAGAAAAAACCAGAGCACAGGAGACCUGGAGAGUGUGGUGGUGGGUCGUAUUUCUCCUGAUUUGACUUUCACCUUUGAACCAGGAGAGACAGAAGACACUGUGUGGCCAAGGGGUGUUCCAUAUGAUGGAGUGACAGUGAAUGAGGAGGUGCUGGCAGUUCACGUGGCUCUGACUGUUGUGCUGACCUUCCUCUCAUGUGCCGGGAUCAUCUUCUCCAUUGUCUGCCUCCUCUUCAACUUCUACUUCAGAAACACGAAGUUGAUCAGACUGACAUCCCCCAACCUGAACUACCUGAUAGGCUCAGGAGCCAUUCUCCUCUAUCUCGCCAUCACUGUCACGGUCUGGCCGGCCACCACGGCCACGGCCGCUGGAGUCCUCUGCAACCUCCAGGUCUGGCUGACUGGCUUCGGGUACUCCCUCUGCUAUGGAACCAUCCUCGUCAAGAUGUGGAGAGUCUACUACAUCUUUAACAACCCCAACUCCCAGAAGAAAAAAUUGCACGACUGGAUGCUGACGCUGAUGGUCCUGUGUUUCCUGGUCAUUGAUCUGGCCAUGUUGGUGGUCUACUCGGCCGUGCAGGGCUCACGAGGAGUACUCGGAGCUGAGAGAGUCGAUGACGAUGAGACCAGCAACAUUGAGGAAGGACACCAAGGUAUACCGAGAGAUUUCUAUGUGUAUGUGUGCAGCUCUCUGGCCAGAGACAUCUUUCUUGGCAUCUUCUAUGGCUACAAGGCUCUCCUCCAAGUGUGUGGUCUGUUCCUGGCAUUUGCCACCAGGAAGGUAAAGGUGAAGGGUCUGGAUGACUCCAAGUGGAUUGCAGCCACCAUAUACAUCACCAGCAUUGUCCUGGCCAUCACCAUCCUCUCACUGUACACACUGGGUGGCCUGCAAAACAGAUUCUCUGGAGUCUUUACUGUUGGGCUCUUCAUUGGGACCACUUUCAUCAUGGCAUUUGUGUUUGUGUCAAAGGUAGGACACAACACCGCCCUCCAUCCCAGUAUUCCUUUCUACAAGUGUGUUAGCUAAUACCUUACUUAUGGCAAUUGAAACAUGUGAACGAGACUAUAGCAGAGUAGAUUGUGGUAAUUGUCGCUGUUCUCUAUAAUAACUGCUCUACAAUUCAGCUGUUAGUAUACCAAAUUUCCCAUCCAUUUCAUUAAAGUUGUGUACAGUGUGUUAGAACAAAUCUGUCCUUACAGAUGCAUACCCUGUUGAGGGAUCCAGAUGGGAAGAGAGUAUUCAGUAAGUCAAGUCCCAGUGAAAACCAGCCACCGUCUUCUUAGCGGAAUAAGGAACAAUUUAACAGAUGACUAGUGUAUUAUUUUACCCAAUGAUACUGAUGAGUGGCAUUAAAAUUAGGUUCUUAAAAUGUUUGUGAUA